Molecule: messenger RNA, 2505 nt
Organism: Haliotis rubra (blacklip abalone)
Lineage: Eukaryota; Metazoa; Mollusca; Gastropoda; Lepetellida; Haliotidae
Product: failed axon connections homolog
Exons: 6
Coding region: 1116-1988 (290 amino acids)
Cellular component (GO): cytoplasm
Source: RefSeq, a predicted model, not a curated record
UGGCACUGUUUACAAUAUAUUGAGAGCUGACACUUGUGUGACCAUUACUUUUGUAUGCACUUUAAUAUCUAAGUUUCAUUCUAGACGACUUCUGCCUGUCUCAAACACAAAAUGUUUCUUGCAUAUUUUGUUUCCUAAAGUUUGUGAUGCAUUUAUUGCAGAUGUUUUCGUUUUGGGGGGAUAUCAAGAUAAAAUGUCAAACAAAAUGGGGAUCGUGAGGCUGGAACAUAGCAAAACCAAUUUGCUUGAGGUUGACACAUAAUAUGUAGAAAAAUAAAACAUAUUAUGACAUAAUGAUAUCAAGAGAAGUUAAUUAAACCUCAAGUUCAAUAUUAUUGAACUUUUGUUAAAAUAUUUUUGUUAUCAUCCAUUAAAACCAUUAUCUCAAACUCUUUCAAAGUGUUUGGCCUAGUCGAUUGCAUGAAAUAAACAACAGGCAGGACUUUGUUGUUAUAAGCUGUAGGGGUUAUGGGCUGUAGGGGUUUGGGGAGGUUACCAUCUAUACUAUUACAUAAAUAACCUUAACUGGAUAUCCUCUCGGCCGUGUCUGCCAUCACAUCAAUCAGUCCAAAGCAAUACUAUUGUUUCUCUGUCUGACUACAGUUGUCGUUUUGUCUGUCCAUUGUUGUUGCCUAUAACUACAAACGUAAAACGUUAAAUAAGUAAGUGUGAGUGUAUAUGUGCGUAAUGUGUGUGCGUCUGCGUGCGUACGUGCGUGCGUGCGCCCGAUGGGCACGUGCCACAACUGAUGUCCCUGGCAUGAGAGAGAAAAACUAGGCCUAGAAUCACUUAAUUUGUUUAUAAUCAAUUUCAUGUUGAAUAAAGUAAUAUGAACACAGUUCUGCUACUGAUGUUCCAAGCAUGAGAGAGAAAUUGGGUCUAGAAUCUAUGUUUAUAAUUAAUGUUAAGCUGAAUAAAGUAAUAUGAUUGCAGUUGCUGUUGCGUCUUCUUACGGCGGAAUGAGAAAAUACAUUUUGUGAAAUACACUCAGAGACUUGUUUCACAUUCCGAGCCCAGUCAAGCCUGACGCUGCUCAGGAGUGGCCUCCCUUACAUGUAUUGUACCAUUCAGCAGGGACGCUUGGAGAAGGAAGAAGUAUAGUCGACUCGUAAAGAAUGGAAAGUCUUCUUGAAACGUUCAGAAACCUUGACCUAUCACAGAAAAUCCUAUAUGGCGUCGGAUGUGCGGCAGUGACCACUGUGUCCUUCGUCGCUUUGAGGAAACUCACGCAAAAAGAGAAGCGUAAAGAGUAUCCCCGAGAUACGGUGAUCCUUCAUCAGAUCGGUAGAGGUCCUUACGCCCCCAGCAUGACACCGUUUGCUGUGAAGCUGGAAACCUACCUCCGGAUGGCCAGGAUACCCUACCAGAACGUCCAUGGAAUGCAACCUUCACCUAAGGGCAAGGUCCCCUGGAUUGAGUACAAUGGCCAACCUAUUGGGGACACCACGCUGUGUAUAAAUUGCCUCAAUCAGAAGCUUGGGGUGGACCUCAACAAGCGCCUGAGUCCAGCUGACAAGGGUAUAGCGCAAGCGAUGCAGGUCAUGACGGAGGAACAUCUGUACUGGUUGCUUGCCCAAAUCCGCUGGUUGUACAGCAGAGACGCAUCGUUUAUUUUGGAAACGUUUAAAUUCUCCAAGUUCUUUCUAUGGAUGAUACGACGACAUAUCAGAAAACAAACAUGGAGUCAGGGAUUGGGUCGCCACACGGAGGAAGAGGUCGUUGAAAUGAUGUAUAAGGACUUCCAAUCUAUCUCCGACUUUAUAGGGAUGAAGAAGUUCCUGAUGGGGGAUGAUCCCUGUGAAGCGGAUUGCUCUCUGUUCGGUAUGCUGUCUCAGGCAUAUUGGCAGUUUAAUGGAUCUGGAUUUGAGAGUCUCAUAAAAGAUAAAUAUCCCAACCUGGCUGCCUACUGUGAACGUAUGAAGGAAGCAUUCUGGCCCGACUGGGACCAGUGCAUCACACACGGUGGAACAAGGGAGGCAACCAAAUGAAGGGAGAUAACUCAGUGACUGCCCGUCCAUUAGGCCUUAAAACAUGAGAUAUUAUAAUUGUUUGACCGAAUAUGGAGCUGAAUUAUAUUAUGUAUUCAUAUAAUAUGUGUUUGAGUGUAAGAGAAUCAGUGAAUAUAAUUUUACGGCUCUUGCCGCAGAAUUUCAGCAGUGUAUCGACGGGGAACUCCAGGAACGGAAAAUGUUUGAAAGAAUGUGAACUAGUGUAGCCAAGUGGUUACAUCACUUUGUUUUGUUUGAAGACCCGGGUUCGAUUUCGAAUACGAUGCGCGAAUAACGUCGCCGAAAUAAUGCUCAAAACCCCUCUCACAUAGAUAUUUUAUUGUUCAUGAAAUAUUCACUGACCUGUGAGAAGAAGUAUAAUGAAUUCAACUUGUUUUAAUCCAGAGUGACUGUUUACAUCUAACUGAUGUACGUUGUAUUCGGUAAUAUUAAGAACGUAAGUGCUUUAAAUAAUUUUUACUCAUAUUAACUGUUACUAAUAACAUAUAUGCUUCAA